This is a messenger RNA of Photinus pyralis (common eastern firefly), 3177 nucleotides long. RefSeq names its product gastrula zinc finger protein XlCGF46.1-like. The coding region runs from base 970 to 2352 and encodes 460 amino acids. The transcript has 2 exons. Gene Ontology annotation, molecular function: DNA-binding transcription factor activity, RNA polymerase II-specific; RNA polymerase II transcription regulatory region sequence-specific DNA binding. Gene Ontology annotation, cellular component: nucleus. Lineage: Eukaryota; Metazoa; Arthropoda; Insecta; Coleoptera; Lampyridae. The record is from RefSeq and is a predicted model, not a curated record. Gene Ontology annotation, biological process: regulation of transcription by RNA polymerase II.
ACAAACAUUACUUUAAACGACACCUUUUAACACACACCGAUUCUAAAGAUUUCAAAUGUGGUAAUUGUGAUUACGAGACAAAUAAUAAAUACUGCUUUAAACAACACCUUUUAAAACAUAAGGAUACGAAACAGUUUAAAUGUGGUAAGUGUGAUUACGAGACAAACGAUAAGUACUGCUUUAAACGACACCUUUUAACACACACCGAUUCUAAAAUGUUUAAAUGUGUUAAUUGUGAUUACAAGACAAAUGACAAAUACUGCUUUAAUAGACACCUUUUAAAACAUAAUUAGUUUUUAAUAAUUUUACAUGUCCUCAUUGUGAGUAUGAAACUACAAACACAUACAGUUCUUACAAUUAGGUAUGAUGAUUAGACAGCAGCCCUGUGGAUGGGAUGGGACGGGAUCUAACAUACCAUAAGAGCACUAUGAUAUCUAUUUUAUCUCUUGUUCCAAGAUUGACAAAAUUGAUAAGAGAAGUAUGUGGAAUUCAAGACCAACAAUGUAUAAGUAAUAAACAAUAGAUCAAUUAGCAAUAAUAAAUAACAAGCAUCAAAAUCAUGGUAAAUCAACGCAGGAAUAAUACUAUGGGUGUAGCUUAUGUUUCGUAUCUUUCACAAACUAAGUAUAUUAGAAUGAAGAACAAAAUAUACGUAUUUUAUGUGUUUUAUACAUUUGAGUAAUAAAGGUGGUUUCAAAGCUCUCCGUUCAUACGUUUCCGUUAGCCAAUCGGAAGGCAGUAAAUUUUUAAAUGGUACGUCGUCCAUCUACGGAAAACUAUGAACCCACCUUUAGAGGUAUUCCAGUUAAAACGUAGCCUAACUUACCCUUGCCGGUACUUGAGCUACCGCCAAAACUGUAUAGGUCGGCACUUUUCAUAAACUUAAAAACAUUUGUAUUGUUUAAUACCAAACUGUGUUAUAGAUAAACAAAAACAUAAUUGUUAACACAUUUCUGGAUAAAGUUAUUGAUGGUAGAUAUGGACGGAAAUGAUGUCCUAGCAGCCGUUAAAAUCGAACCAAGACAAGAAGAAGAAUUCGAUUCCGAUCUCCAAGAAAACAUUUUAGUAAGCAACGAAGCAUUGGUUACAAUAAAGGACGAAAUUACCAUCACUGCACAGUGCUCCAAAUCGUGUGAUAAUGAAGAUCUUGGAUGGAAAACUGAAACUCAAAUUUCCAAUGAUUUUGAAUGCGACUCCCAUCACCACACAACAAAGGGUAAGCUGCAAGUUAAGCAUCUUUUAAAGCGUAAGGUUUCGGAAGUCUUUAACUGUGCUCUUUGUGAUUAUAGCACAAACCAUAAACGAUAUCUUAAAGGACACAUUUUAAAACAUAUCGAUUCUAAAGAUUUCAAAUGUGCUCAUUGUGAUUAUGGAACAAAGAAUAAACAACUGUUUCAACGGCACAUUUUAGUACACAAACGUAAUGUGCUCCAAUGCGUUAAUUGUGAUUACAAGACACGUAACAAAUAUUACUUUGAAAAACACGUAUUAAAACAUAGAGAUCGUAAAGUUUUUAAAUGUGUUCAUUGCGAUUAUGGAACAAAUAAUAAACAAUGUCUUACACGACACCUUUUAAAACAUAUCGAUUCUAAACAUUUUAAAUGUGCUCAUUGUGAUUACCAGACGUUCGAUAAAUACUGCUUUAAACGACAUCUUUUAAACCACAUCGAUUCUAAAAAGUUUAAAUGUGCUAAUUGUGAUUACAAGACAAAUGUAAAAUCCUACUAUAAACGACACAUUAUAAAACAUACCAUCCCUAAAGAUUUUAAAUGUGUUAAUUGUGAUUACAAGACGUACGAUAAAUACUGCUUUAAACGACACAUUUUAAAACAUACCAAAUUUAAAGAGUUUAAAUGUGCUCAUUGUGAUUACGAGACAAGUAACAAAUAUCACUUUAAAGAUCACCUUGUAACACAUACCGAUUCUACAAUUUUUAAAUGUGCUAAUUGUGAUUACAAAACAAAUGUUAACGCCUACUAUAAACGACACCUUUUAAAACAUACCGAUCCUAUAGGGUUUAAAUGUGCUAAUUGUAAUUACAAGACCAAUGUUAAAUCCUACUAUAAACAACACCUUUUACAACACAUGGAUCCGAAUGAGUUUAAAUGUGUUAAUUGUGAUUACAAAACAAGUAACAAAUACUACUUUAAAAGACACCUUUUAAAACAUACUGUUUCUAAAGAUUUUAAGUGUGCUCAUUGUGUUUACGAGACAAGUAACAAGUACCACUUUCAAGAUCACCUUUUGAUACAUGCCGAUUCUAAAGAUUUUAAAUGUGCUCAUUACACCGAUUCUAAAGAUUUCAAAUGUGCUCAUUGUGAUUAUGGAACUCAGAAUAAGCAACUGUUUUAACGUCACAUUUUAACAUAUGAACUUCAUGCACUACAGUGGUAAUUGUUAUUACAAGACAAAUAGUAAAGCUUUCUUUAAACGACACAUAGGUAACUGAGGGUCUCUGAUGUUUUUACGUAGCAUAAGAAAUCACUUGUAGGAGUUUAAAAACGUUUUUGGUCAUUUCAUAACUCGGGGAAGUCCGAGGGGGACGUUACAAAUUGGCGCAAAACAAUAAACAGUGGUGUAACAUUGCUUAUUAUGAAAGUUUUAGUUUUAGCAUUUACCCCCGUACGACUAGCAACUUGAAAAUUAUAAUAUGUACACCCCAAUAGACAGACACAAUUAUAAAGGCUAUUUUAUAUGUGCAUUACGUGAGUCGUACCGAAGGUAAUGAACUUUUAUCUCGGGAGUAAUUAAUAAAUUAUCGACAAAGACGCACCUUGACAUAAGGAAGGCAGGACUCGUAUAGGUCCAGUAAGAGAAUCUCUCCAAUCUGGGCCGAACUAACUACAUGUUUCGGACCGUCAUCCGUUCCUGUAACUUCAUCUACCACAAAUACGAACUUCGACCUAGGGGAAUCCUGAGUCAGGAGUCGAGACAAUUUUGAUUAUUUUUUCGAAUAAUAAUAAAUUCAAUUUGCUGAUAAAUAGUUCUUUUUGUUUCCAUUCCGUAGAAUAAGCAAGAUCGCCUGUUCAAGCAGUUUUUUAGUAUAAGAGAAAAGGAACUUGGGGAUUUGAUUGCUAAAUUCGGGCAGGAAUUCAAGACGAGACUUGGAAGGAGGACAAUUCACUGUUCCUGAAUCGGGUUUUGAACGCGAUGCCUGCCCAAUAUUAAUGCUCGGGA